GGGCCACAUGCACACACCACUCUCCACCAGUUGCUCUAUAAAACUGCAGGAGUAUCUCACAUCCUUCACAGAAGACCUAGACUAGCCAAACAAGUGCAGUCAAAAAGGACACCUGGUGAGUAACUUCCAUAGGUAGUUUUUAUGGGAAUGGCCACAACCGCUUAGUUUCCUUGGAAAUCCCAUCAGCAGGAUAUGAAGAAGUGUUGUUGGCUAUAGUAUUUGGUAUUCAGAUCUAGAGGCUCUCUCUAAGUGAGAAGUUUUUUGAGAUAUUGGGACUCAUGAAAAUUAAGGGGGGAAUCUUCAUUAUUUUAUAUGAUUCUUAUUUUUGGCAUUUCUAGGUCCUGCCCCCCUUAGAGCCAAACUAGACAAUAUCAUAAAAUGCAUGGCUUCGUUUCACAUAUCUGGGGUGUGUUGUGGUAAAAUAACAGCUGUGGAGAAACCUGAUUGGGAGUUACUCCUUUGUCACUGUGCUGUGUUCUUAAGAACCGUCCCCUCACCCCUGAAGCCUCUAUUUGCUGCAGAAGGAACAUUAAUCUUGCCUUCCCACCAUAUUCCAGAAGAUGACUGAGGUUUCCCAGCUGCUCUUUAGUUUUAAUUCAAUAUUUAUUAGAUGUCACAGAUUCCCUCUUGAGGGCUUAGGGUGGGUGGGCAGUCUUCUGAACAUUGUGGGAUAGGGUAGGAAAGGAAAGGAUGAAGAACAGCCAAGCUGAAAACUUCAUCAAGUUAAUGAUGUUGGGUCCCAAGCCAGAAUCUUCUCUGCACCCCAGUUCACACUGCUUAGGAGCCCCUCUCCCAACUGAGCCUCAGGGGAACCACCAGAGAUGCUCCAUCAGAGUAUCUUAGUGAUCAAGGUGCAGCAUAAGGAAUCGUAGUCCUCUUUUUAGAAGAAUGGCAGAGAUUGCAUGAGAGCAUCUGUUCUACUAACCAGAACUUCCUCUUCUUUGAUUUUCCCUCCUCAGCUGAAGAUGAGCCAUAUCACUUUCUUCCAUCUCUCCAUUUUGGGCUUCCUGGCUGCCUGCCUCUUUCUGCAAGGUACAUCCCAGCUGGGCUCCUCCAUCUCUGGCUGAGAAAGGCCAAGCAAACUAUAGUAGUUCUCGGGAGGAAUGGCAUGGCUUGAUGCCUAGCCAAGUGGGGUUUCUGCCGCGCUUGAGUCAAUGUGCAGGUACAGGGGGCACAGAGAGAAGAAGAGUCCCUUUUAACUUUCCAUCAGGGAAGCGGGGCAUUCGUGAUAAUAAUAAUAAUAAUAAUUUUUUAUUUAUAUCCCGCCCUCCCCAGCCCAAGCUGGGCUCAGAGUGGCUAAACAAUAACAGUACUAACAAUUACUAACAAUAAAAGUAACACAAUUUACAUAAAAUCACAAUCAAUUGAUUGACAUGCAUUCCAAAACCAAUUCAAAAUCAAAUUAAUGGCAACCAGAGUUCUACGAGGAUCACCAAAGGAGGCGGUCAGACUGUGCCUUGGCCAAAGGCCUGGUGGAACAGCUCCAUCUGGCAGGCCCUGCGGAAAGAUGUCAAGUCCCACAGGGCCCUGGUCUCUUGGGACAGAGCGUUCCACCAAGUCGGGGCCACGGCCGAAAAAGCCCUGGCUCUGGUUGAGGCCAGCCUAACCUCCCCGUGGCCCAGGAUCUCCAAGAUGUUUUUGUUUGAAGACCGUAAGGUCCUCCGUGGAACAUACCUGGAGAGGCGGUCCCAUAGGUAUGAGGGUCCUAGGCUGUAUAGGGCUUUAAAGGUUAAAACCAGCACCUUAAACCUCCUCCAGGAGAAUAUCAUGCUAAGCAUGAUGGUCGGCAGUGCUGGAGAUAGUUUGGAAGGGCUGUCCAGCGCAGCCAAAGAAAGAACAUAAAAAGGGCUCGCUGGUUCAGGUCAAUGGUCCAUCUAGUCUAGCAUCCUUUUCUCAUAGUGGCCGAACAAAAGCCAGCAAGCAGAAGACGAGCACAAGAGCUCUCUCCCCUCCUGUGGUUCCUACCAAGUUUGAUUCGGAAGGCUGCCUCGAGCUGUGGAGACAGAGCAGAGCCAUCAUGGCUGGUAGAUUCUCCAUAAAUGAGCUACAUGAAUAUUCAAAUGCAACUUUCUAGCCCGCUAGGAGUUUGGGGAGUUUGGGGGUAAGGUGGACAGAGGAAGUUUUCUGAGACUCUCACCUCAAUAUCUGUCUGGUGAAAAUGUUGCUCGAAGACCUUUCUGAUGGUAAGAGCUGUUUGACAGCGGAACAGGCUUUCAUUUGAGGUUCUGAAACGGAGGCUGGAUGGCCACCUGUCAGGGAUUAUUUAGUUGUGAUUCAUGCAUUUCAGGGGAUUGGAUUAGAUGACCCUUGGGUCCCAUACUAAAACAACUAAAACUAAAACUAAAACUAAAACUAAAACUAAAACUUUUAUUAUUUAAGCCCUGCCCAUCUGGAUCGGUUUCCCCUGCCACUCUGAGCGGCUUCCAAAAGAACGUUAAAAACGCAAUGAAACAUCAAACAUUCAAAACUUCCCUAAACAGGUUUGCCAUCAGAUGUCUUCUAAACAUUGUGUAGUUCUUUAUCUCCUUGACAUCUGAUGGGAGGGCAUUCCACAGGGUGGGAACCACCAGUGAGAGAACCAGGCAGAGGGCCUUCUCGGUGGUGGCGCCCGCCCUGUGGAAUGGCCUCCCAUCAGAUGUCAAGGAGAUAAACAACUAUCUGACUUUUAGAAGAGAUCUGAAGGCAGACCUGUUUAGGGAAGCUUUUAAUAUUUGGUAAAUUAUUGUGUUUUCAUAUUUUGCUGGAAGCUGCGCAGAGUGGCUGGGCAAACCCAGCCAGAUGGGUGGGGUAUGAAUAAAUUAUUAUUUUUAUUAUUGUUGUUAUUGUUACUGUUGUUAUUGUUCAGUAAGUGUCUUUUUGCACAAAUCCUUGCUUCUCAAUAGCACAGAUAUUAGAUCCCCAUUCCCACAGGUCCUCAGCAUCCUUGAGAUUGUGCCGGCCACACAGCCUUUCAGGUCUCACCCCUAGGUCCUGGGUGAGGCCCCUCUCCACUUCCUGCAAAUAGUCCGGAUUCUGACCCAGCCACCUCCUCCACAAACUUGACAUUGUGUUCCCUCUCCUCCGACAGGCACGGAAGCAUAUAGGUGCCCCCAGGACUGGAUCAACUUUCAGAGGCAUUGCUAUUCAUUAAAGAAAAUUGCGCGGAAUUGGUAUGAUGCGGAGGUAAGGAGAGAUUCUUGGAAGCCCUGUGUAGCAAAUUCCUCCAGACACCAUGUUUCCCACCCACCCUUCCUCUCCUCCCUGGCAAGCAACUCACAGCAAAUGAAGCAUAGUCUUGGAAUACAAAGUUAUCCCUGCAUAUGUCACAUGGCAGGUUAAAAAAAAAAUGAAAGAAAGAUGAUGACGCUGCUAUAAAGGUGAAAGAUACUCAGAGUCGAGUGUGGAUUUCAUGCUCUUUAAUCAGGUCAUAGUAGUGAGGAAUGGGAGUUCCCCCGAAAUGUCUGGUUUAUAUACAUUAUUUACACAUUGGGCCCCACAUGAUUGGCUAAUUCCAGGAUUCUCCUGUAGGGCAAUCAGGUUGCGGAUUCACUUCCACCUGGAGCUGGAUUGGGUGGCUCCUGCGGACCAAUCAGACUGCUGCAUUUUGGAUCCUAUCAUUCUAGGACCAAUCAGACUGCUGCAUUUUGGAUCCUAUCAUUCUAGGACCAAUCAGACUGCUGCAUUCUGAAUCCUAUUGUUCUUGGACCAAUCAGACUGCUGCAUUCUGAAUCCUAUUUUUCUAGGACCAAUCGGACUGCUGCAUUUUGAAUCCUAUUCAACUCAGUACAUAACAAAAGGAAUAUAUAAAACUGGUUUCUCAAUGAAGAGUAGAAACCAGUUGAUUAUUUUCCUCCUGAAUCAGAAGAUAAGGCUCACAUCCGCACCACACAUUUAAAACACUCCUUUACCAUAGUGACAAUUCUGGGUAAUCCUGGGAACUGCAGUCUGAUAAGGAUGCUGGAAAUUGGAGCUCUGUGACAUCAGCACCCUUAACAAACUACAUUUCCCAGGAUUCUCUGCAGGCAGCCAUGACUGCCUAAGCGGUUACCUCCCUACGAGAAGUGAGGUUACAGGGAACCAGGCAGGGGGCCUUCUCGGUAGUGGCACCCGCCCUGUGGAACACCCUCCCUUCAGAUGUCAAAGAAAUAAACAGCCAUCUGACUUAUAGAAGACAUCUGAAGGCAGCCCUGUUUAGGGAAGUUUUUAAUGUUCAAUGCUCUAUUGUGCUUUUAAUUCUGUUGUAAGCUAGAUGAGCGCGGUAUAAAUAAUAUAUUAUUAUUAUUAUUAUUAUUAUUGAAGAGUGCUUUAGUGUAUGUCAUGAAUGCCGAAGAAAUACAAGCAAAAAGCACACCAAGAACUCUGGCCAAUAUAAGUUUCAGCAGUGGGAGAGGUCCCUACUCGCAAAUCGAUACUCAGUUGUAACAAAAACUAAUCCAUUCAAAAGUAUGUAUUCUGACAAGGAUUACAAACUCAAACAGAGAUUACAAACUCAAACUCAUAAGGAUAUGUAUAACACAAUAAUUCAUUAUAGAAUUAGAGAUAAAAGUUUAUGAGUAAAGAUAAGUUCAUGUUAGUCCAUAGUCUGAUUCGAUGUGAAAGUCUUAGUUUCUGUCAUUGAGCAGAAGUCAGAAGUCAAUUAUGAACUAGAAACCAGGACAGGGCCCUGUUUCGAUGUCUUCAUCUUCAUCAGCUAAUUUUUAAGGGGUGGUGUAAGAUUGAGGGUGUGUGUGUUUCUUUGUGGCUGAUUAGCUGAUCUCCCUGUGCAAAGGUCAGAGGGGGCAGGGUUUCUGUUGAGGCAGGUGAUUAGCUGUGGGAGGAGCUUAUCAGAGCUUGCAGGGCAGCAGCAGUUUGAUCCAUCUUUUAGAUUUAGGGGAGCUAGUCUCAAACGUUUGUUGGGGGAGACCUAGGUUUUUUUGUGGGGGGAGUUAUUUGUCCUGUCUUCACGCUUUUUAUGAUGGAGGACCGCUGUAGCCACCCCCAACGACACGUUCUCAAGAUGGAGGAGGGAACAGCUGCAGUCGCCUGCGGUUCCUGCGCAAUGUUUGCCAUCUUGCCAAAGGUUGCAGGCAGCUUUACCUGCAGCAAUUGCAUGUUGAUUGCCCUCUUAGAAGACAAAGUCCAGCAACUGGAGGAACGUGUAGCUACGCUCCAAAGAAUUAGAGAGCUGGAGCUCUUCUUGGAAGCAACAGAGCACACCGUCUCCACCAAGGAGGAGACAGGGGACUCCCCUGAGAAGGAUGCUAGUUCACCAACACAGGAGCUAGAUGGAGAAAUGUGACUCAAAGAAGUAGGAGGCCCAGGGUUCGCUCUGAUUGUUUAGAAAUACACAGUCGCUUUGAGGUCCUCUCCCUUAGCAUGGAAGACGAAGAGCAGACUCCAUUUGAGGAUCUCUCCCUCAUUACAGUCGAUCAGGUAUAUGAAGACGAGCAGCAAAGUCAGUCCUCAGGGAAUGUGCAGGUGACCUUGGAACGGACAGCUCACGGAAGAACCCCGACCAAACCUAAGAGGAAGCAGUGAUCUGUGGGCCUGACAAGAUGUCUCAGGAAGUGUGCUGUCUCCCCGGGGCUAAGAUCCAAGAUGUACCGUAUUUUUCGCUCCAUAGGACGCACUUUUUCCCCUCCAAAAAUGAAGGGGAAAUGUGUGUGCGUCCUAUGGAGCGAAUGCAGGCUUUCGCUGAAGCCUGGAGAGCGAGAGGCAUCGGUGCGCACCGACCCCUCUCGCUCUCCAGGCUUCAGGAAGCUAUCCGCAAGCCUUGCAAGCCCGGUGGGAGUUCCCGCGGGCUCACAAGGCUUGCAGGCAGCAGCCUGCAGCCCCGGCGAGUGUCCGCAAGCCUUGCGCGCCCGGCAGGAGGUCCCGCCGGCGCGCGAGGCUUGGGGCAGCAGCCUGUCGCCCGAAGCACGGGGAGCCCUCCGGAGGGCUCCCGUGCUUCGGGCAGUGUCUGCAAGCCUUGCGCGCCCGGCAGGAGGUCCCGCCCAGCGCGCAAGGCUUGGGGCGGCAGCCUGUCGCCCGAAGCACGGGAGCCCUCCGGAGGGCUCCCGUGCUUCGGGCGAGUGUCUGCAAGCCUUGCGCGCCCGGCAGGAGGUCCCGCCCAGCGCGCAAGGCUUGGGGCGGCAGCCUGUCGCCCGAGCACGGGAGCCCUCCGGAGGGCUCCCGUGCUCGGCGAGUGUCUGCAAGCCUUGCGCGCCCGGCAGGAGGUCCCGCCCGGCGCGCAAGGCUUGGGCGGCAGCCUGUCGCCCGAAGCACGGGAGCCCUCCGGAGGGCUCCCGUGCUUCGGCGAGUGUCUGCAAGCCUUGCGCGCCCGGCGGGAGGUCCCGCCCAGCGCGCAAGGCUUGGGGCUGCAGCCUGUCGCCCGAGCACGGGAGCCCUCCGGAGGGCUCCCCGUGCUUCGGGCGAGUGUCUGCAAGCCUUGCGCGCCCGGCGGGAGGUCCCGCCCGGCGCGCAAGGCUGGGGCUGCAGCCUGUCGCCCGAAGCACGGGAGCCCUCCGGAGGGCUCCCGUGCUCGGGCGAGUGUCUGCAAGCCUUGCGCGCCCGGCGGGAGGUCCCGCCCGGCGCGCAAGGCUGGGGCUGCAGCUUGUCGCCCGAAGCACGGGGAGCCCUCCGGAGGGCUCCCGUGCUUCGGGCAGUGUCUGCAAGCCUUGCGCGCCCGGCGGGAGGUCCCGCCCGGCGCGCAAGGCUAGGGCUGCAGCUUGUCGCCCGAAGCACGGGAGCCCUCCGGAGGGCUCCCGUGCUUCGGGCAGUGUCUGCAAGCCUUGCGCGCCCGGCGGGAGGUCCCGCCCGGCGCGCAAGGCUGGGGCUGCAGCCUGUCGCCCGAAGCACGGGAGCCCUCCGGAGGGCUCCCGUGCUUGGCGAGUGUCUGCAAGCCUCGCGCGCCCGGUGGGAGGUCCCGCUGAGCGCGCGAGGCUUGGGCGGUCAGCCUGCAGCCCGAAGCACGCGAGGCUUGGGGCGGCAGCCGCGGGGGGAUAAUUUUUUUUUAUUCAUUCCCCCCCCCAAAAAAACGAGGUGCGUCCUAUGGACCGGUGCGUCCUAUAGAACGAAAAAUACGGUAACUGAACGACUGCAAGGAAUCAUAAAACCCACUGACAAAUACCCCUUCCUAUUGGUUCAUGUGGGAACCAAUGACACUGCAAGCAAUAGCCUCCAGAAGAUCAAAAGAGACUACGAGGCUCUGGGAAGGAAAUUGAAGCAAUUAAAUGCACAAAUUGGCAUCUCAUCUGUCCUCCCAGUUGAACGACGUGGCCCAGGGAGAGAGGGAAAAAUAGUGGAAGUGAACAGCUGGCUUCGCAAAUGCUGUAAACAGGAACGGUUUGGAUUCUUAGAUCACGGACUGCAGUUACUUGAAGAUGGACUUCUGGCAAGCGAUGGGCUGCACCUCACAACGGUUGGGAGGAAUGUUUUUGCCAAAAAUCUCAGAAACCUCAUCAGGAGGGCUUUAAACUGACUAAUGUGGGGAGGGAGACAGUGCUCCUGAAGGUAGGAGUCUAUCAAUUGAUGAAGAUGAUCAUCCAAAUGUCAUAGACCAAAUGGAGCAAACAGCACGCAGACCUAGUGGUGGGAGGAAAAAAUCCUUAAAUAAGAGACACGGGGGAAUGAUUAAUGUCUGUACACUAAUGCGCAAAGCAUGGGAAAUAAACAAGAUGAGCUUGAGUUCUUGGUACAGCAAACUAAAUAUGACAUAAUAGGCAUCACUGAAACCUGGUGGGAUAAGCCCCACGAUUGGAAUGUAAUAAUGGGGGGAUACAAUCUAUUUCAGAGAAACAGACCAGACAAGAAAGGAGGAGGAGUGGCGUUAUAUGUCAGGGAUGUGUAUACCUGUGAAGAGAUCCAAGAUUUAGAAUCUCAAAGCCAAAUUGAGAGCAUUUGGGUCAAAAUUAAGGGAGAGAAGAAUAACAGUGACCUCAUUGUGGGAGUUUACUAUAGAUCCCCAAGCCAAACGGAGAACAUAGAUGAUGCCUUCCUGGAACAGAUGGCCAAGCAUGCAAAAGGAAGGGAGAUAGUAGUAAUGGGGGACUUCAAUUACCCGGAUAUUUGUUGGAUGUCAAACUCAGCCAAGAGCAUAAGGUCAAACAGAUUGCUCACUGGUCUUGCAGACAACUUCAUUGUCCAGAAAGUGGGAGAAGCAACAAGAGGAACAGCCAUUUUAGAUCUGGUCCUAACCAAUGUUGAUGACCUGGUUAGUGGGGUAGAAGUGGAAGGAUCAUUAGGCGCGAGUGAUCAUGCUCUUCUGGACUUCCGGGGUGGCGCCAUCGGCAAUGGCGGACUCCCUCUGAACUGGAGGGACUAGCUCCGCGGGAAACGGGUCUCUCCGCUACGGCGAAGCGGGGACCCUUUCAAAAAUCACAGGCGGAUGAAGCCUGUGACCAUGGGACUCGGCGGGCACCUUUAGCGCCCCCCCAACUCGCUAAGGAACCCACUAACGGGCUCCAAAGUGAAGAGGGGGAAGUGGAGCGGUGCUGUGAGUCAACUGCUAUUUCCGUGGAGCGAAGCCGCAUAGCCGUUGCCGGAGAGCGCUGCCUUUUUCCUGGGACAAUUUGGACUCUAAAAUAAGCACCCGUGAGUACUUAGAUUUUGAACAACUGGACAUUAGAUGGGGACUUGCGAGCAGAAAGGAAUUGGAUCUUAAAAAUCUAUUUCAAUUUGGUACGGAACGGGAAGGUCUAAACAGGAAGUCAGCCUUCCAUUCUUCUGUAGACAGAAUAAAGCAAAGACAACAUAAACUAGAGCUCAGAAAAUCGCUUUUAAAGGAUUGGAUUUCAUCAUUUAAAAUUGUGGAACCCCACUUCGACAGCAGAAGAAGAAGGGGGAUCUUUUUUGGACUGUUUAAAGUGAGUUUAAAGUAAAGCAACUUUCCUCCGUCCUGAUCCUGGAGCGGGGUGUCAGGACUGACGUUUGAAGUUCAUUGACCAGAGACAAACGUUUUUGACAGAUAGCUAAAAGAAGAGAAACAUAGUGAUUCCACUGUUUCCUUUCGCAUUUCAAAGGAACAAAUAUUGACAAAGUAUCUUAAAAAGGGAAACUUUGUUGCAAGAUCAAAUAGAAGUUUCCCCCCUAGAGGGAGACUGUGAAACUGUAACCAACUCCAGGGAGCCGGCAGCUGUUUAUAGAUUACAAUCGUGGGAAUAGGCAUUUGACCUUGCAGGACAAUGUAUUCAGAAGCUUUGUUGUGUGCUUUCUACAAAACAAAUGCCCUACUGGAAUAGUUACAUGAGAAGGUGAAUUUGAUGACGACUUCGACUAGAAAUUUUGAACAGGCAGUGGGAAAUUUUGAACAGACAGUGGGAAAAUAUGUGGAGCCCACCCAGGAAUUAAAUCAGGAGUGUGUCCUGACAGAACAGGCCCAACAGGAAUAUGAGUUUUCGGAUUUGACAAAUGAACUUGGAAAAAGCCAGAUUUGGAAAGAAAAAGUUUGGUUUGGCUUGGAAAUGGGGGGCUGGAUUGACCCCCCUAUGCUGGGAUGUGUGGACUUUUCAAAUCUGGCAAUGGGCCGUGAGAUGUUUGGGAUGGUGGGGGCUCUUAAUUUUGGAGGGUCUUUGAAACAUGCUUUUAAAUACCAUAUGGAAUUCAGUGCUGAAUAUGGAAAAGGGGUUGAUCUGUCGAGAAGGGUUAAAAAUAUUGCCAAGCUGGUGUUACCACGAGCAGGAGACAAGGGAAAAUACAGUUACAAAUAUGAAGAAGAGCUGAGGAAGGGACAUGGAAGAGACUUGAGGGCCUCGGAUAUAAGGUUGCCAGGUUAAUGGGCCAGAUCAAUGGGAUAAUAAGGACUGACAAAACCCGGAGCCAGGAGGAAGGGACGUUGGAUGAAGAUUGGAUCUGUUUGUAUUUUUUUUUCUACCAUUAGAACUGUUUUAUAAAAUUGAUGAAUGUCAGAAAAAUGUUGGAAUGAAAUUACUCGGCUUUAGUAAAGAUGUUUAAAGAAUUAUGAAAGAAUAUUAUGGUUAUGAGAAGUUGGUAAGGAUAAGAUUUAAGUUUUAAGCUUUAAGGUUUAUUUUCUUAUAGAAAGAUAAGAUUAAAACUGUUUAGGGUAAUGUAAUGACAGAAUAUUAUGAAAUAUGGAAAGGAUUUGCUGGGAUAAUUAAUAACUAGGAUACAAAAAAAGAGAGGAGGAGGAGGUCAAAGAAAGAAGGUAAUGACAGUUGAGGAUUUGAGAAUAAUGAAUUUGUUUUUAAAUGUUCUUAAAUUGUAUUUUUGUUUUUUUUGUUUUGUGUCUUUUUUCUUAUUUUUGAAUUUGUAUUCGUAUGGUUGGAAGGGGUUUGUUUUUUUUUCUUUUUCUACUUUCUACUACAAUUCCAUUAUUCUUUGUAAUGGGUCAUUGUCAGAUGGUGGAUUUCCUCUUUCUCUUGCAACAGAAACCAGUGAUGUGGUCGGAAAGGUGUGGUACACAGAGUGUACACUCACACAAUGUUGCAUGUUAAGAAGAAGAAGAAGAGUUUGGAUUUGAUAUCCUGCCUUUCACUCCCUUUAAGGAGUCUCAAAGCGGCUAACAAAACAAUAAAAUACAAUAACCUAUUAAACAUUAAAAGCUUCCCUAAAUAGGGCUGCCUUCAGAUGUCUUCUAAAUGUUUGAUAGUUAUUUUUCUUUGACAUCUGGUGGGAGGGCAUUCAACAGGGUGGGUGCCACUACCGAGAAGGCCCUCUGCCUGGUUCCCUGCAACAUGGCUUCUUGCAUCGAGGGAACCGCCAGAAGGCCCUCGGCGCUGGACCUCAUCGUCCAGGCAGAACGAUGGAGGUGGAGACGCUCCUUCAGGUAUACUGGACCGAGGCCGUUUAGGGCUUUAAAGGUCAGCACCAACACUUUGAAUUGUGCUCGGAAACGUACUGGGAGCCAAUGUAGGUUUUUCAAGACCAGGGUUAUGUGGUCUCAGCGGCUGCCUCCAGUCACCAGUCUAGCUGCCGCAUUCUGGAUUAAUUGCAGUUUCCGGGUCACCUUCAAAGGUAGCCCCACAUAGAGCACAUUGCAGUAGUCCAAGCGAGAGAUAACCAGAGCAUGCACCACUCUGGCGAGACAGUCCAUGGCAGGAAAGGUCUCGUCCUGUGUACCAGAUGGAGGUGAUAAACAGCUACCCUGGACACAGAAUUGACCUGCACCUCCAUGGACAGCUGUGAGUCCAGAAGGACUCCCAGGUGAAGUCUCAUCUUUGAGACCCCACAUAAUCCUUCUUGGGAAAUCUUGCAGGAGCCACUCGCUGCAGCUAAGCAGCUAGCCCUCAUCUCCAAGGUAACCCCCCAUGUUCUUUUCCUCUCACAGGCAGACUGCCAAACGUAUGGGGAAAGAAGCCACCUGGCCUCCAUCCUUAGCGAGGAAGAGAACAAGCAUGUGGCCGCUGUUAUAGCAGGAGGAAAUGAUCCCGGAUUUCAUAUCUGGAUUGGACUGUUCAGAAAGAAAAAGGGCGGGAAGGUAAGUAAAGGGGGCAAACUCUCUUUUUCAUUUGCCUCUCAGUAGGAACAGCAGCCGGCAAGGGCACAGAGAAGCAGUCCAGAAGACGAGAGCUCCCUGCAGGGAAGGGAAGGGCAGAUAUUCCCAUCUCUGUAAGGGAGGAUGUGGGGCUCUGGUGAAGCUCUUAAUUCAAAGAGUAGCCAUCUGCCUGCAUCCCCAGGAUGCAACACAGGUCCCAUUUAUAACUCUCACAAUAUUACUUUAAUAAGGAUUUAAAUCAACAAAGUUGAUAUGUCCUUUAGCCUUGGAGCAAUACAGUGGUACCUCGGGUUAAGCAUUUAAUACGUUUCGGAAGUCCGUUCUUAACCUGAAACUAUUCUUAACCUGAAGCACCAAUUUAGCUAAUGGGGCCUCCUGCUGCUGCCGCGCCGCCGGAGCACGAUUUCUGUUCUCAACCUGAAGCAAAGUUCUUAACCCGAGGUACUAUUUCUGGGUUAGCGGAGUCUGUAACCUGAAGCGUAUGUAACCCAAGGUUCCACUGUAUUUGACUAUCCAGUUGGAAAGGAGGACAUACCGUCUUUUCUUCCUUUAACACUUCUGCAGAGUAGAGGGGUGUAGCAGGUGCAUUUCUUGUGCUGGGUGAUGGAGAACAGUUGAUCCUGGCUAGAUCUCCCCCAAGCAGUACAAGUCCUUGGGAUUUGAUCCCACCAGCUGAAAAUCAAUUCAUUGACAGCCUUGCUGUAAAAUCACACUGGGGAGAAGAGCUGAAGGGUGGGGGCAGGGGCAUAGGAAGGGUGAUGGAGAACAGCUGAUCCUGGCGAGAUCUCCCCAAGCAGUACAAGUCUGAGAGGUCCAACCGCCUCAUCUUCCUUGGGAUUUGAUCCCACCAGCUGAAAAUCAAUUCAUUGACAGCCUUGCUGUAAAAUCACACUGGGGAGAAGAGCUGAAGGGUGGGGGCAGGGGCAUAGGAAGGGUGAUGGAGAACAGCUGAUCCUGGCUAGAUCUCCCCCAAGCAGUACAAGUCUGAGAGGUCCAACCGCCUCAUCUUCCUUGGGAUUUGAUCCCACCAGCUGAAAAUCAAUUCAUUGACAGCCUUGCUGUAAAAUCACACUGGGGAGAAGAGCUGAAGGGUGGGGGCAGGGGCGUAGGAAGGGUGAUGGAGAACAGCUGAUCCUGGCUAGAUCUCCCCCAAGCAGUACAAGUCUGAGAGGUCCAACCGCCUCAUCUUCCUUGGGAUUUGAUCCCACCAGCUGAAAAUCAAUUCAUUUUACAGCCUUGCUCUAAAAUCACACUGGGGAGAAGAGCUGAAAGGUCGGGGCAGGGGCGUAGGAAGGUGGGUGCGGGGGGUGCGGACCACCCUGGGUGUCAUCCGUGGGGGGGGAUGACAAAAAGGCACCACCGCCGCUGUUGUGCGCCAUGGAUCGCCCUGCCUCGCGCAGCAGAUCACUCCACCGCCACCGUUGUGUGCUGUGGAUUGCCGUGUGUGGUGGGUCACCCUGCUGCCAUUGCAUGCUGCAUGCACGGCGGAUCACGCCCCCAGCUUGCACCGCUCCUGCCGAGUGCAUGGCAUGGUUGUCGCUCCAGGUGCCCAUGCAGCUAGCUCCGCCACUGGGUCAAGGUCCUCGAAUCAAUGCGGCUCACUGCUGCCUCCAGAAGUCUUAAGGAAUGGGUGCCCUCGCAGCACCCCUGGCCUCAAAUGGAGUCCUUGCAGCUCCUCUCAAGGAUGGGCAAAGUCUCAGGGAGGUAUCCCAGUGUGUCUUAGGCUGAAGCUGCUUGGGGGUGAUUGCUUGGUGCCACAACAAAUGAUCCCUUUGGACUCAUGUCCCUGGGAGUCAGUUGGUAGAACAAUGGGAAUCUUCAUCUCACGGUUGUGGGUCCGAGCCCCACGCUGGGCAAGAAAUUAUUGCAUUGCAGGAAGUUGGGUCCCUUGCAACUCUACGAUUCUAGGAAUGUGCCCCCAAAGCUCCACGCCCAGUGAGGCCAAACCAGCCACGCUCCCCUAAAUCCGAUUCUGAAUGAGGCAACUGGAAGCUCCUGUUCCUUCCUCAGCAAAGACUUUUUGCUCUCUCUACAGAAUGUACAGUUAAGAUGGUCUGAUACCGCCAAUUUUGAAUACGCAGCUUGGGCAGAAGGACAGCCAGACAAGAGCGGAUACUGUGUCGAGAUGUUUGGGGAUGGUAAGAAGGGGGCUUCAUAAGCUGAAGACCUUUGCUUCUUUGUAUUCUGUGAACCUUGAUUCCAUUCUAUUGAUUAUUGUUAUCUAUAUAAGGCCUUUCAGGACAUACCGUAUUUUUCGCUCUAUAGGAUGCACUUUUUCCCCUCCAAAAAUGAAGGGGAAAUGUAUGUGCGUCCUAUGGAGCGAAAGCAAGCUCCCUGGCUUCAGCAAUAGCAAUGUGAAGCCUCCGAAGCCUGCGCUCCGGAGGCUUCGCGUUGCUUUCGCUGAAGCCAGGAGAGUCUGGUCUUUGAGGCUGGCGGUGGGGGAAAGCAGCACUUCCCCCCACCGCCAGCCCCACAAGAAUUCCACAGCUGGAAUUCCCCCACCUCCUAGAAAAGCCCACAGGAGCCGCACAUCCUUUAAAGAGCACGCAGCUCCUGCGGGCUUUUCGACCGAGCUUGUGGGGCUGGCGGUGGGGGGAAGUUUUACAUUUAUCCAUGCUGGUUUCUAAACGUGGAGGGAGGGAGGCAGGUCUGACGGUUCUUCUUUGCUGUUUUCUCUAGAUUUUGAUAUGUGGAAUGAUACCGACUGCGAGAACGAGAACUAUUACUUGUGCAAAAUGCCACUGUAGAGAUGGGCAUCCUUCACUACUGAGGCUCCGACAAGCUCAGCACCUUGGAGAAUGGGACCAACCUGGAGGUCUUUUUCUUCCACCGGGGCAUUUGUUCACCCGCCCACAUUGCAUCCCCAUGCCGUAGCCUUUGAGAUGUCUCCAUCUUGAGACUUCAAUAAAGAAAUUCUCCUCCGUA
This is a messenger RNA of Podarcis lilfordi (Lilford's wall lizard), 14314 nucleotides long. Lineage: Eukaryota; Metazoa; Chordata; Lepidosauria; Squamata; Lacertidae. The record is from the annotation of a GenBank genome assembly.